This is a messenger RNA of Symbiodinium sp. CCMP2592, 1281 nucleotides long. Lineage: Eukaryota; Dinophyceae; Suessiales; Symbiodiniaceae. The record is from the annotation of a GenBank genome assembly.
AUGGAGACUUGCCCGGCAGCCGCCAUUGUUGUUGAGGGCGUCGUGGUGCGUGUGGAGGAUGUUCGUCAGGUUGAUCGAGCAGCCGGUGAUUCUGUCUCAGUUCUGUCUUUCCUUCUUGCGGACGCAACGGGGGUGAUCGCUGUGGAGGUUUGGGGCAACGAUGCUUCCAGACUUGCCGGGGAGUUGGACAGGGCUAUUGCGGCGGCGGACUCUGCAGAGAACGGGCCACUGUUCGCCGGCUUUCGGCUUACUCAGGCCAACAUUGCGUCUCCUGGACAUUCGUACCAUGCUUUGAAAAUGCUGAAGGUGGGCAGGUCGACCCGAGUGGAAUCGCUAGGGCCUAGAAAUGCGGACGCGGUGCCGUGGGCAGCUUUGCCAGCCGUGACAAACCUCACCUUGCUGCGCUCGUGCUCGCUUCCGAUUCUCGUGUCGGAACUUGGUCUGCAAGGAGUCGUAUGUAGCAGCGCGAAGUGGAAAAGCAGCCCGGCAGCAGCUGACGAUAGAGAACGGAACCGAGGCGUUAUGUGGGUGAUCUUCAAGAUGAACGAGCGCUUGGACCAGCACAAAGGCCGUGCAGGGGCCCAGUGUGCUUACAAUCGGUUGAAGACGGCGCUUUCAGCAGAAGAUGUUGCGUGUGUGGACCGCGUCACUGCUGCGGGCCCCGACCGCAUCAAGUUCUUCUUGAAGAAUGAGGGCGAAGCCGAGAGCGUGACACCGGUCGGUCCAUCUUCUCGGGCUUCUACUGCGUUUGCUGAAACUGCAGAGCUUGUCGACAAGGGGUUCACGAUCACUGUGCAUCUGACACGCCCGCUGGACAUUGCUUCGGUAGAGGCUGCCAAGCAGCGUUUGAAGCACAGCAUGGGCGAGCUCUUUUCGGAGAUUUACAAGGUCAUGUUGCCAGGGCCUGAUGAGACGACGGCCAUUGAUGUGCGCUUCCGUAGCACAGAUGUGCGGGACGAUGUGAUUGCACACCUGCAGGAAGAGUUGGGACCGGUGUCUCUCUGGACUGACAGCCAGCACGAGAAGAGGGUGCAGCAGGAUCAGAACUAUCGGGCUCGCAUGGAAGCGGCUGCAGGCGGUCUUGUGUCGGCUCGGGAAGCGUUGCCCGCGCUGGACCGAUGGGUGCAGAACCUCGCUGGUGGGAAACGUAAGCAUCUCCGUGCGGCAUCACGCAAAGCUGUGGAGGUAGUGCACGUGGGUCAGGCAGCCGCGUGUGAAGCACGCAAGAAGCGUCGUGUUGAGUCUUCUGAAGAUGAAGACGAGCCGGAAGCAUUGCCCUAG